Molecule: messenger RNA, 977 nt
Organism: Colletotrichum destructivum
Lineage: Eukaryota; Fungi; Ascomycota; Sordariomycetes; Glomerellales; Glomerellaceae
Product: Putative nuclear cap-binding protein subunit 2
Exons: 2
Coding region: 125-685 (186 amino acids)
Biological process (GO): mRNA cis splicing, via spliceosome
Cellular component (GO): nuclear cap binding complex
Molecular function (GO): RNA cap binding
Source: RefSeq, a predicted model, not a curated record
UAUCGACAUUACGGCAGUCGCUGCCUCAUCGUACAGACCUUCAUCUGCUGUCCACUUACACCACCCACCACCACCCAAUUGACGUGUGACCACAAUUCCUCGCAUCCUCCAAGAGCCUCCCAAGAUGCAGGUCCGCCACAGAAACACAGUCGAGCGCCUCGACAGGCCGAGCGCAUACUACCACAACAAGAACAAGCGCAGAAGACCCGACCACCGCGACGCCCGCGACGCCGAAGACGAGGCUGCCUCCAAGAAUGAGCCCCUUCCCGAGGACCCCCUCGCGAACGCUACGACACUCUAUGUCGGCAACCUCUCGUUCUACACCACUGAGGAGCAGGUGUACGAGCUUUUCUCCAAGUGUGGCGAGAUCAAGCGUCUCGUCAUGGGCCUCGACCGCUUCAACAAGACUCCCUGCGGCUUUUGCUUUGUCGAGUACUACACCCAUCAGGACGCCCUCGACUGCAUGAAGUACAUUGGCGGCACCAAGCUCGACGAGCGCGUCAUCCGUACCGACCUCGACCCCGGUUUUGAGGAGGGGCGGCAGUACGGCCGCGGCAAGAGCGGAGGCCAAGUGCGCGACGAGUACCGCGAGGACUACGACGAGGGACGCGGCGGUCUGGGCAGGGCGAUUCAGAUGCAAAGGGAUCGGGACGACCGGAUGGGCGACUACGAAGAGGCGCGAUGAGUAAAGGGCGGAUUGGGAAUGCUGAGCGGUGGAAUGACGGACAGAAUUGCCCCAAAGGCGACCGAGGGGCAUUUACGAAGAGAACCCAAGAGAGGCCAACAUCAAAAAGGAAAACGGUUGCGUGUAACACAAAAUUUCAUUUUUUGGGGUGCGGUGGGAAACGAUUCUUUGACAACCUAGGCAGGCUUUUGGGAUGCGAUACCCUCAAUUACAACACGUUUAAAAGGCAUUUCCAUGUCUGCUUCGAUGCUGAAGAGCUUGCUGUAGCCUUUCCCUUUCUUGUUUUCCUUUC